Molecule: messenger RNA, 320 nt
Organism: Protopolystoma xenopodis
Lineage: Eukaryota; Metazoa; Platyhelminthes; Monogenea; Polystomatidea; Polystomatidae
Source: the annotation of a GenBank genome assembly
GUUAGAAGAGGAGCCAGAAAAGAGACCAACGAGUGGCAAUGCUGAGGGCGUCAACCGAAAGCACCAGGUCCCAGUUGCGCAGCCAGAUUCCGUGGCACAUUUGCCCGAGGCACAAGGACCGGCAGCCUCAACCACCCCGCAGACUCGUCCCGGGGACAACGAUCGGCUGGGCUCUGAUCACGAAGACGCUUCAACCGGCGGGAUCAAGGCGAUCCGAGAGGAGGAGGACGAGGAAAAGGAAGAGGAGGAAGAGGAGGAAGAGGAGGAAGAGGAGGAGGAAGAAGAAGAAGAAAAAGAAGAAGAAGAAGAGGAGGAAGAGA